Messenger RNA from Xiphophorus couchianus (Monterrey platyfish), 5168 nucleotides. Its product is annotated as carbohydrate sulfotransferase 6-like. Gene Ontology annotation, molecular function: N-acetylglucosamine 6-O-sulfotransferase activity. Lineage: Eukaryota; Metazoa; Chordata; Actinopteri; Cyprinodontiformes; Poeciliidae. The record is from RefSeq and is a predicted model, not a curated record. Gene Ontology annotation, biological process: sulfur compound metabolic process; N-acetylglucosamine metabolic process; carbohydrate metabolic process. Gene Ontology annotation, cellular component: Golgi membrane.
UAAGGAAAUGAGGAAGGGAGGGUCAGUGGAGAGCACCGGAGUUGAGCCUUUUUUCAUUCGGUGUUUCAACAGAAAGAGAAAAAGGCCGGAAGAAACGACAAAGCCAAUAAUUAAAAUUAGGUCGAUAGUUUUAAUUUAUCGUACGAUUAAUUGAUUUAUUGUUUAUCGCGACAGACCUAGGAACACAUUUAUGAGGGUACGUGUAUAUUGCCUGAGAACGCCGAGCCUAAUAUGGCUUUUUAUUCCUGAGGAACUUGAAUAGAGCACAGCUCGUUGUGGUGUACUGAUUUGGAGACGAGAUGCCUGAAGAUGAGAUCGUUUUAGGGCAAACUUUUGCUUUUUCUUUUCAUAAAGGAAUCAACAAUAUUUUUCCCCAAAGACGGGAUCAACAUAAGAAAAGCAAUUCAGUUUUAGAAACUUAGGGUUGCAGUAAUAAAUAUGUGCAAGUGCCUGAUUUUUUUUUUCUGUGAAUUUAAAAAGAACAGACAGCCCCAUUGGGAUGUCACUUAGUUUUACUCUACGUUGAUUCACAUGUUUGGCUUUUAUAAGAACCCCUGAUCUUUCUGACCCCUGUCUCUUAAUUUAUUUGUGUUUUGAAUAGUAGUUUCUGUUGCGUCUACUUUUUUUUCCAUCAUUUUGGUUUCAUGGUUGUAGCUGCAAAUGUUUUGACUCCUAUUUGUUUCUCAUAGGAAACAAAUAAAUUAUAUUAAUUUAUAAUUGCUUUAUAAAUUAAUGUUUUUGAGAAACUAACUCUUAUGUUCCUGAUCGGUUUGUUGAAGUUGUUUAAUGAUCAUACUGAGCGAUUAUAUGUCAAUUUCUUGUUUUUCGCCUCCUUUGAGAUUUGUGCCCGUUUCAUUUCUUAAUUUUUUGUCAGCUUUUCUUUCAUCUUAAUGAAUUUCUUAAAUUAAAAUGUUUCCAGUGCCUUCUCUGGCCCAGGGGCUCCUCCGUCUGGUACCGAUACAACAUGCACAUGUUGUUGGGAUAUAUUUAUAGAAUUAGUGCCUUAAUGUAUGUUGUUGUAUGUCGAUUAAAAUCUAGUAAAAAACAAACAAACUGUGUUUAAAUCAUGGUGCCAGUUUGCAGUGUUUCAUUCUGGAUAACAAAAGGUUAAAUGUGAGCCGCAUGUUUCUCUUCUGGGUUCUCAGACAGUCUGGACGUGAUUUCACCAUUUUUCCAAACAAUACUAAACUCCUUAAUGUUUCGCAGUGGAUACAGCUUCAUUUUUCCUUCUAUACGCGUAUAACUUUAGUGACUGUAUAAAAAAGCUCCAGUUUUAUCUAACUUAUUUAAAAGUGGUGGUUUUAAACCCUGUUUUGGCAGUUCACCACCUUGUUAAAUACUAGGAUUCCCAGGCUUUUCAAGGAAGUUUCAACAAUAUAUUUUCAAAAAUGUACCUUUAACCUGUAUUAACCUUCCAAAAAGUUGCACUUUUGAUACGUUAGUCCAUAAAAUGUUUUUCCAAAAGUCUUUGGGGUUUCUUCAAGUUGUUUUUAGGAAAUAGGAGUUGAGCUUUAGCUUUGUUUUUUGGUCAGAUUCAGGAGUGAUUUUCAGUAUUUAUGCCAUCUCCAGGUCUCCUUCUUAUUGCAUCGGGUUCUUUCGUGACCUUUUGGAUGAAUAGUCAAUGCGUGGGUUCACCGCUCUUCCACGUUUUCUCCAUUUGUGCUUAAUGUCUGAAUUAUGCUCAUAACUUGAGAAUAAUCAUAUUAUUUACAAAUUGCAAGGCAUUUCCGUACCACAACAUCAUAUAACGUAAUGUUGAAAACUGUGAUGAACAACGUUUUGUUUUCCUGCCUACACCUUCACAAAGGUUUGUUGAGUAAAUACUAAAAUUUUCUGUCCACCCACUGCUUGCCUUGAAGCAAAAUAGAGGUUCAAGGUGUUUGGUUUUGUGUUGCUGUGCGAAGAUGAUUCGAAUUCAUUUAUCACAAAGAGACAAUACAGGUAAUCUGGAGCUGAACAGGUGAGUGCAGCUAUUGGUAAAAAUCCACUAAUGUAUGGAAGUACAUUUUUGCCACUUGAAGAAAAACAAAAGCCGCCGGGUAUGCUGCUAUAGCUAAUAAUAAGAUUGUCAUUUUGACUUCAAAAAGGAUAAAUAUGUCACUAGCUCAAGUUUAUGAGAUUAAAAGCCAUAAUUUAAACUUUGUAAAAUUACUUGAACUUUAUAUGCCGACCUGCCCAAAAUGUACCCUGAGGGAUCAACAUCAGCCUCCUUAAUUGUAAGUGAAAAGUAAACUUUUCUUUAGACUACAACUUUGUAUCUCAUGUUUAUAACAUCAGAAGUCCGAAUUUAGAGUGUCAAAGGAGUCACAAUCCUGACUUUAAAAGUCCUAAUUAUGAUGCAUGAGAACCAGCUUUUGAAAAAUUACAGGAUCUUCAAUCAUAUUUUCAACUUUCAAAGUUCCCAGUGUGACCGAAAACAUUGUGUUUUAAUGCUGGGUUUGUUUGGCAUGAAUGAGCUUCCAUACAGGGUACAAUAAGGCACAUCACAAGCGGUCUGUAAAUAUACUUUAGAUCCGGGAGGGUCGUUUUUGUUGCUCAUAGCCACAGUAAGAUGACGGCGACGGCAGGUUGAAGCGGUGAGAAGAACCGAGCCGGUGCUGCCGCCGGGACGGAGGGACACGGACCCAACAGAAGCAGCGCGGGACGGGGACGGGGACGGCGCACCUUCCGCUGAGCGCAGAUAACUUCUCUGAAUAAACUGCUGAACUCCGUUCAUGACAAGAACUGCCGAGAAGUAGUUCUCUAAAAGCAAUGCACCUCCUGCAGCGGAUGUGGUCCCGCCUGCUGAUCAGCCAUCCUACCCAUUAGCUCCGCGGGUUCAGGUCCAGUACCAGUUCACCCAGUCCAGAGGAGGAGAGCUGCUGGGAGCCAUCAGUUAAAUAACAAACACACUUAAGAAAAGUCGUCUCAAACCUGUGGAAGUCGAUCAGCUUCAGCGUGAAUCAGUUGAAUUCGUCUCCAAAGACUGAAUAACAAUGCUGAUGUUCUCCUGCACUGGAAGCUGACAACGACCUCCAGACAUGAGACCAAGAGUGAACUUCAACUCUCUGAUUUUCCUGGUGCUCCUGCAAGGGGCAGGAGUGGUGAUGUUCUGCAACUGGUACUACGAACUCAGCCCUUGUGACUCCCCUCCUGCUGACCCCAAAGUUCACGUUUUGCUGCUGUCGUCGUGGCGAUCGGGCUUAUCCUUCCUGGGUCAGGUGUUUAGCCAGCACCCGUCUGUUUUCUAUCUCAUGGAGCCCGCGUGGCACGUGUGGAGCACAAUGAGGACUUAUGGUGCGAAGACUCUCCGGAUGGCUGUGAGGGAUCUAAUGCGGAGCGUGUUCCAGUGUGACUUCUCAGUGAUGGACUCCUACAUGUCAGAAAAUCGCAACACCUCCUCCUUCUUUAUGUGGUAUCAGAGUCGGGCACUGUGCUCGCCGCCAGUCUGUUCCCUCACACCAUUUGGUCAGAUAAGCAACGUGAAAGAGUGCAAAAAAUGCCAUGGUCUAGAUUUUGAGAAGGCGACAAAUUCCUGCCAAGUUUACAGCCAUGUGGUGUUAAAAGAAACUAGAUUUUUUGAGCUGGAAUCCCUUUAUCCUCUCUUUCAAGACCCCAAUCUUGACCUACGCAUUGUUCAUCUUAUCCGAGAUCCUCGGGCUGUGUACAGGUCCAGAGAGGAGUCAGCUUUAUCCUUUGAGAUGGACGACGCCAUCAUCUUGGAGCACAGAGAUGUACCAGAAGCCGAGGAGCAGUUUCAAGUCAUGAAGAAAAUCUCCCAGAGUCACAUCCGGAUCAACAAAACAGCCACCCAGGACCCUCCUGCAUUCGUCAAGGGUCGCUACAAGCUGGUUCGCUACGAAGAUGUGACACGCCACCCGCUUCAGGAGAUCAGUGAUAUUUAUGACUUUGUAGGUUUAAAGAUGACCAAAGAGAUGGAGGACUGGAUAGUUACGAUGACCCACGGAAAGGGGAAAGGCAACCUGAAAAAUGCUUUCGAGGUUAUCCCCAGAAACGCUGCCCAAGUGUCCCAGGCUUGGCGCAGCACGCUGCCGUUCAACAAGGUCAAACGCAUUCAGGAGGUGUGUAAAGAGGCCAUGUCAAUGCUUCGCUACAAGGCAGUUAACAGUGAAGAAGAGUUGAAGAGACUUGACAUGGAUCUGUACAUGCCGGAAGGACCGAAAGACUUUGCUUGGGCAUCGGGUAAAUUACGGAGCCAUUAAAACAUUCAAGGUUUAAUGAAUGAAGCACUUUUCUGUGCUCUGUAUUUCACUGGAUGGGCUGACUAAAUUAUUCAGUUGUCUUCUGCUGUGGAUUAAAGCAUUUAUAUUAUAAUGUGCAAUUCUCAGGAAGUAUUAUUAUUAUUGUUUUUAUUGUUAUUAUUAUUAUUUGCUUGUUUUAUCUGAAUCAAAAUAGAGCAAAUUGUCUUUAGAAGCUCUUCAGAUUGUAAUCGUACACAUUUAAAAGCAGGACUUGUUAAAACAGUCGCUCAACUAUGAGAUGCAAAUGUUUUUCCAAAGACACGGAUAAUUCGGUCCUAAAGCGAGGCUACUUUGAAUGAACAAAUUCUUGAAUUGUUGUUUGUGAGUAUAUGAAUUUAGGUUAUUAGUAAUUUAACUUUCCUUUUGUUUGUUUUGCUUUUUACUUAAAUGAACCAGUAACAGAUGGCAGAUGAUAGAACCUUCAUGCAGUCUGUAGACGUAUUAAAUAAAAUGUAUUUUAAUUUAAUUUAACUGUAUUCUUUAUAACCAGAGCAGACAGGAUCUUCUUGUUUCGACACUGAACUUACUUCGCUGUGAACAAAAUGUGUCUCUGAUGCUUCAGUGGCUAUAUGUCACUUAACAGACUUAAUCGGCACUAAACAUGUUUUUGCUUUUAUUUGAGAUUUUACGUUUUGCAUCUCGCCCACCGUUUUUCAGAUUUUUGGUGUUUUUACUGUUUUGAUUGAGUUUUUGUCUAUUUUAGUUAUCUUUAGGCAUCUGUCUUUCAGUGUAUUUUUCUUUGAUCCCUUUGACUUUUUUUUUAAAAUCACAUGGCAACAUUUUUAAACAGGGUUUGGCAAACGUAAUGGAAUCCAUUAAAAAUCGUAGAUGUUCAUCUUUGUUGGAAAAGCCUGGGGAUUCUGUAAUGCUUAUUCCACAUUGUGCCUGGAUGUGUUUGCUUAAAAUACAAUGAAGAUCCAAAGCUCA